Molecule: messenger RNA, 34113 nt
Organism: Podarcis lilfordi (Lilford's wall lizard)
Lineage: Eukaryota; Metazoa; Chordata; Lepidosauria; Squamata; Lacertidae
Source: the annotation of a GenBank genome assembly
CGUUUGGCUCAGCGGGGAGGCAGUCAGUCGCGCGCGGGAGCGAGCGGGCUGCAGCAGGAGCAGGAGUAGCAGUAGCGCUAAGCGGGAGGCGGCGGGGCGAGAGCGAGCGAGCCCGAAGGGAGGGGGAGAGAGGAAGGGAGAAGCGGCCGCCGUCAGGGGAGGAAGCGGCCUGGCAGGCGAAGAAGCAGCAGCAGGAGGAGCGGGAGAAAGGAGCGAGGCAGAGAGGGAAGGAGGCGGGUGGGCGUCCGCCUGAGGGGCUACGUGAGGGCAGCCGGCGAGUGGGAGGGGCCUCCUCGCUGCGACUCUUCCGCUGCUCGUGUUGAGGAGGACCGACUCCCUCUCCUCCUUCCUCCUCCUCCUCCUCCCGCGUGUGGCCCACGGCGGGGAUGGCGGUGCUGGAUCUGGCCCUGGAGGGACUCGCCAUCUUCGGGCUCAUGCUCUUCCUGGUGCUGUGGCUCAUGCACUUCAUGUCCAUCAUCUACACGUAAGUGAGGCCUCCCUCCCCUGUCUCUCCUCCGUUUCCACAAACGGUGGGAAGGAAGGAAGGGGGGAAUUUGGGGUGGUGCCAAAAUAUUGAGGGGGGGGGGUCGCCCAGGUAAGUCCCGCCCUGCAUAAUCGAACACAAGGCCACACACCAUUUGAAUGGCAAUGGUCAUCCCCUUGUGUGUGGGGGGAGGAGGGCUCUCUGGCUCCUUCAGAUAUUUUAUUUGGGGGGUGGGCGAAGGUGGAAAUGUGCCCCCAGGCUCCUAUGGGGGGGGGAUUGAGGUUUCUGGAUCUCGGUGUGCUUGGCCCCCCUUCCCUCCUCCCUCUUCAGAAACCUCCAUGCAUUCUUCCUGCCUCUCUGGUUACAUAGCUGAGGCACCUGCUUCGCCCUGCCCUGCCCAGCCCAGCCCAUAAUACUGAUAAAGGCAUGAAUGUUGCCCUGUAACCGUAGGCGUGUCCCCUUGCUUUGCCAGUCUUUCGUGUUUUUGGCCAUCGCCGAAAGUCACCCGCUCCUUUCAUGUGGGUCCUGGGGUGCAGGGUCGGGGGAGGGCAACUUGAAUGAAAUGUUGGGGGGAGGUAAGCUGCGCCUGCAUAACUGAUGUGGCGCAUGCACACCUUUUGAACGACAACACCCAUCAACAAUUUUAUUGGGAGGUGGGCCAAAAGGACCUUGGGGCCCUAGGAGUUGGGUCCUAUGGCUGUCCCCCUAAAGUGCCACAUACCUCAAGCCGGCUUUCUCUUCCCACCUUCACACGCAUGCUCUGCACACACCAGUGAACCUCGCUUGUGCUCAGUGUAUCUGUAGUUGCGCUGUCCCUUUGAAUUAACAUAGCCUGUGCUAAGCAAGAGCAGAGGAACAAGUGGAGUGCCAGCUACAGAGUUGAUGGUGAUAGUCAUAAUCAUAGUCCGUUUCAAUUCGUCUUGUUUGCCAGCUCAGCUCCUUACUGUAUCGCAAUGUUAUUUGAACCUGUUCCUUAUGGCGUCUGUCCAGAUGGCCACCUAUACAGUUGCCUUUAUUGCAGUGUAGGUGGUCUAUGCAUGUGAAUUUCAUAACGAACAUUUUUAUGAUACUGUGCUCUGUUGUUGUUCACCUGUCUUACCUAUUUAGAGGCAAUGGCUAUGGAGCAACCAUGGCAGACUCAACCAUGGCAGAUCAGUGCUCAACUGCAAGCCUACCUCUUAACUCCCAUUUCCCAAUACUUAUGCUGUUCAGUAGAAUUUUAUGUUGUCAUUGUAUCGGUAGCCUGUCUUUCCUCCUAGAUGCUCAAGGCAGUGCCUGUAUUCAUCCCCCAUUGCAGUAAAGGCUGUAGCUGACAACUUGUUUCUGGUUUCCUUGUUAGUGCUAAUAUUGCAGGCAUGUGUGUGUUCUUCACUCUUCAUUAUAGUCAUAUAAUGCUCUUAAUGUUCACUGCAACCUUGCAUGGAUUCAUUGUGCAUACAUACGUUUAAGGGUAUUCUGUGAAGACAGGUGUUCAUUGUCCUUCUAUGCUUACUUCAGCUUGCACAAGCAAAGUGUGAAAUAGAACAAAUGAUUUCAAAGUAGGACAUGUUCUGCUUCUCAGUGAGGAGCCAAAAAGAUGUGACAGUGCAAUGUUAUAUACCGGUACAUUACACCUUUUUUUGGCUUAUCACAGAAGAGAUUGCUACUCAUAGCUAUGUUUCAGUGGAGAUGUAAGCAAAUGUUGGAAUAUUGAUACAUUAUGGAAUUAAUUUUGUAUUGAGAGAAAAAGUGGCUAGAAUAUUUUAUGAGGUAAAAUAUGUUUUGUUCUUGAGAAACUGAUUUGGUGGUGUGUUUGAGGAAGAAAAUAGCAUAUAGGAAAAAAGAUUGAGAGAUUACUAUUUGUUAGUGUUGAUUCUUACUUGAAUGAAGCACUGGAUUACUCAUGCCUGCUACUAAUUAUUACAGAUGGAUUCCUGACUUACACAUGAUGUAUUGAAAUGAAUCCAGUGUCACUAAAGUUCUCUUGUUUGACCUUUUUGGGGACUCUUGUUGAAAAAUUAUAUGGCUGUAUGUGUGUGUUUACAAGACUGAAGUAGUAAUGAUUUGAUAAUAAAGCAAUAAUUAGUUUGGAACUGUAAGCCUAUUUAUGAGCCUUAAUACUGUGAUUGUGACAGAUCUCUCUGGUUUUCCCAGGAAGCCUCCAGAUGUAAAUGCAAUACACCACACUCCUCUGUACUCUGUCAUAAACUUUAGCAUAAGGAGUGUCAUCCUUCUUGUGCAACAGAAUUCUGCCGGUGCAAUAAAAUUUCUUCUUCUGCAGCCUCCUGUGCCUCCCAAAUUUGUUUUGCAGGGUUAGGGAGGCUGCCGGAGGUGAAGGGGGGGGGGAUGUCUUGUUGCAUCCUAUGGUGUGUUGUUGGCUAUUGCCUUAAAAGUGCUGCCAAAGCUUUCUCUCUUUUUUCCCUUUUGGUUUGCUAAAAACUGCUGUGAAAGGCAAUAGGACUUAAGCUGCAAAAUUACAACAGGGUGCCAUUAAACAGAUCUGCUAAUUAUGAACUUUUUUUGGUGUGGUGUUCAUAGGAAGGAAAUGUUCCUUUUCAUUUGGUGUGUAUGGCACACUAAUAAAAGUUAAUGCACUGUGAACAAAAAUAUCCAUCAUCAUCAAACAUCUUGGAUGACUCUAAUUAUCAUGCAGUGUAUAUAUGAGUACAGCUGCAGAAAGCAGUUGAGGAAUUGCCAUACAAACAACUAUGCCAGUGGGGUUGUUACUCCCUCUUUAGCAUGCUUGAAAUUUCCUUGAGCAGCAUGCAUAUAGCAACCUAUGCAUGGUGGUUAUAUGAGGGCAGGUAGCUGCUAGCAUACUAGGUUUGUGUAAUGCACAAAAAUAAACUUGUGCAUGAAAAUGCAUAUGUCCCUGUAUGUCUGAGUAUUAGUACUGACCUUUUACUGUUAAAUGAUUUGCUUUCAAGGAUUAUUAGUUCUAAAGUCCUGUCAGUGAUUUCUUCAGCAGUUUAUCAAUCAGUUUGAAAGUUAAAAACAAAUCUGCUACUGCUUUUGCUGAAUUUUCUUUAAGUCUACAAGGAAGAAACAUAUGCACAAUGUUUCCAGAAAUAAUGGUUGUUGCAAUAAUACAGCCAAGUACUGUAGCAAAAACUGUAUCUUAUUUGAACACCUUUAAGAUAAUUUGUAGCAUAGCACUCUCAUACUAUAAUAGCUAAUGGUUCUAUUAUAAAAUGGAUAAAUUUGUUGUUCAGGUGUAGGACAAUGGCCUAAAAUGGGUAUGUAAUGCUCAGGGAAUAAAAAUAUUGGCUUCUAAUACUUGUUUUAAAUGCUUUUCACAUAUUAAGUUAUAUAGUGGGUCUGUUCGAAAUUGUGACUCUUUCUAUACUGUAUGUAUUUAGAUGUAUUAUCUACCCUUUUGAUCCUGCAUUUUCUAAAUAUCACCCCAUUUUGGAAUCCUUUUAAUUUGAUAUUAAUAGUGCAUGGAUUGUGUUGUCAUUAAACAGCAUAGCGGUAAUCGGGAGACCAUGCUUGCAGACAUCAUAAACACAGCCCUAUAAGCUGCAUUUAAAACCACCAUCAUACAGUUUUGUGCACUUUAAGCUACAAGAUGUGUGCAAGUAAAAAUGGGGUUGUCUUUAUACAGAAUUCCUUCCAUGUAACACUAUGAUUCACUGAUAACGGAUUGGGGAAGUGCUUGAAUUAAAACAAAAUAUGGGACAGGGAUACAGUACUAAAAAGACAAUUGAAUACUAGAACACUCAUCUGUAGUCCCUCUGUAGGAAUGGGUACACUCCUUUGCUCUGGGUCUCUACAUGCAUGCUGAUCAGAAGCGCUUGCAGUACUGAUCUGUUUGGGAUAUGAGGAGCAUCCCACUUAUCCCCCUUCAUUGAUGUCAGAGCUGACUAUACAUUGGGGUGAUAGUAGCUCUAGUUCCAAAUGAGCACACCCACCUUUAAAAAAUAAUAGUGAAAAGUGGCUAGUAGUGAUUACUGUCUACAGCAGAAUAGUGUUAAGGGGAAGGUGGUUUACUUAAUCCUUUCUCUUAAGGCCAUUUAAAUGCUCAGUAUUAUCCCUCAGUUGCUUUUCCCUGUAGAAGAAAGAUAACAGAUCUUAGUGUAUUUUGCCCUGUGGGGACUGGAGAUAAACAGCUUGAAAGGCAUGCAAUUUAUGCAGGGGGAAAAAUCACCUGGAGAGAAAGAGCCCCUAGCCCAAAGGUACUCUGUUCAGGAUUGUAUUCUCCUGCAUCAGCUUCUCAUUUAAGAAAAGUGGAGGGUUUAUGCUUCACUAUAUGUAUUUGGACAAAAAGCAUUUGGAUUGCUCUUGCAGUUUUCUUUUACAGUUAAUAUUUCUCUAGCAUUAUGAGGUAAUUACUGAUGGCAAAUAAGUGGAUGCUGAUAUAAAUCUAGGAGGAAAUCCGAAUAAAAAUGGUAACUCUUCUAGCAUUAAUAAUGCUUGAGAAUAGUUUUUAAGGAAGAAUAGAUUUUUUAAAAACCCAGAAUGGUACUUAUAUUAAUUUAUCAGACUCAAAAGGCUGUUAAUACAGACAGGAGAUGCUUCUGAAUAGUAAAGCUCUUGAAACAUUAAAUGAAUGUCUAAUGUAUUGUAAGAAAGGAAAAUGUGCUUCCCUACAUAAAAUACGUUGACUUCUGUAAUAUACUGCAACAUCACUAGUUUCAUAAAACAACUAUAUUUCUGAGCAUAACAUCUUGCUAAGGUGGGACUUGUGAACAGCCCUCUGAUUUUUUUCUAUAGCAAAUACCCCCCCCCCCCAUAAAGGUAUUUAUGUUCAGUCUAGAGGCUUAAAAGGGGGGAUGGGAAUGGAGUGAAUGGAAGUGAAUGAAUAACGUAGCAGAGUUUGGUUGCCUACCUUGCAGUGCUGGGUGCCUUACUGCUAUCCUUUGAGCCGAUCUGUUCCUCUGUAGCAGCAUGUGUUGCUGCUAAUAAAAGUUACAUUUAUUGCACACAUACUAUGCAAGGAGCUUUAUUUGGUGUAGAGAAAGUAGAAGGUGGAUAGAGUCUCAGAAUAGCAUCCUAAGGGCUGAGAGGAGCAGUCCUGCCCAUCACCCUAAAAAGUAUUGAACAGUUUUGGCCACCAGUGAUAAACUCUCCUUGAGCAGAAUUCUUACUUGUGUUGAGUAAGCAGUAUUGUAGGCUUGCAAAUAACUGCCUAGUCCUCUGAUCAGCAUUAGAAAUUAGCCAGGUGUGCUUUGUGACUAGUGUGGGUCCAGUUGCGACCAUAUGGAGAUCUCUGGAUGCCAGGUUGGUAACUGACAUCUCCAUCUGGCUGGCCUCUCCAGCUUUCUUAAGCAGGUAAGCAGAAGAGCUUAUUUAUUGCAUUUAUAGCCCACCUUUUUCUCCAAUGAGUACAUGGUUCACCCCUCCCCCUCUGCAGUUAAUCCCUACAACAACUCUGUGAGAUUGAGGCUGAUCUUCCAGGUCCUAGCCUGACACGCUAACCACUCUCCCACAAUGGCUUCCUAGGGUACUUUUGCUAUGGGGCAGCUAUAUAAAUUAAGCAGGUAAAUAAAUAUUGAGAAAGCAAAAUGUCCCUUGGAGAAGGAUCUGAAAUACUUUUCUUGAAGCUUGAAUUUGUUUUAUUCUGGGUUGCUUUAUUUGGUGUUUUAAUGUGUUGUAAACCAAUUUGAGAUUUUUUUCUUUAGAAUAUAAAGCAGUAUAGAAACGAAAUGAAUAACAAUAAAAAUAAAAGGUGCCUAGACAUUUCAUUGUGACAACCACAAACUCUGUUUAGGGUGCCAUUUGGUGAUUAGCUUAUAUAUCUAGUUUCUAAUACUGCUUCUGAGGCUUCUGAUAAUUUUCUCUAGGUGGCCAAGUGGGAUAGCUCUUGUGCAGUCCCAGCCCCCUUGUAGAAAUGGGGGAACUGCCUGGAGGAUAGUCUUAGUCCUAUUUUACACAGAUAUAUCUUCUGGAUUAGGUAGAUGAGAAUGUUUCCCUUCUUGCAAGUGUGAGAGAAAUAACUAAGUGAGUUUUCUUUAGAGUCUCUCCUGAAGAUUGCAUAAAGGGCUUGCUCCCUCUGUCUAUUCUGGGCUGUGGAAGAUGGGGAUGUUCUUACAUGGUUCCUCCAGAAUGGAGCUCCAUUUUAAGUAGAAUUCUGCAUACAAUAUGCCAACUGGCAGGACUGUCUUCCUUUUCCAUCCCUGCAAUAGGAACAGAAAGAGGAUGCAAUUUCUGCCAGACCCACUUGUUCACCCAGUCAGACAGACACAGAGGAGCUGGCUGCUUUAUUUCUUUCUGCCUCUCACCUGCUGCUAGAGUGAAAGAGACAAAAAGGCCUGGAUGGCUAUAUUUUGCUUUCUGUCUCUUUCCCUGGUAGUAAGAAUAGAAGGUUGUACACACUCUCUAUAGCAGGAUUAUGCACUUCUGGCAUUUCCAUUCCUUCCUGACUUCCCGUGUCUUCUAGGAUGCUGUGGCAUAAGAGCGCAGCAAAUUUUCAGGUUUUAUUGUACAGUUUCUAUUUCCUUCUGAGACGGGAUUAUGGUUCUAGUUAUUUCUGUUUUUCUGCUGCUGAGCUAAUGGAAGUUUUGGAGUUUAUUUACACCCAUAAAAGAGCAUCAGGGAAAGGUUGAACACUCUUGCUCAGCACUAUUGCUCCAGUCAAAUUCAUAAUCUUGUGGCUGCUUUCAAAGUUGUUUCUAAAUGCAAAAUUAGAUAGCUGAUUUUGCUCCCACAGAUUGAGCAGUUUGGCUUUUAGUUCUCUCCUAGUGCAUUUUGGUGUUUUCCUUUUAAUGUCAUUGUAUAGUUUUUACUGUCUGCAAAUCUAUCCAAGAUUAGGUGUUUUUUAAUUUUUUAAAAAGAUAAUCUUAGAUAUUUCACUUCAUUUUCUAACUUUUACUCUGCAAGUCUGGCAAGCAUACAUUUAAUUAAUUCAACAAGUUAUUGGCAAGGAUACUGAAUACCAUUGAAUCCUUAAUAUUCCCGCAUUCAUCUUUCCCAGUUUGUUGUGUAUUACAUUCUGUACUUCCAUCUUCAUGUAAUUACAGAGGUCAGCUCUGUAAUUUCUCAAGCUUGCUUAUGAGACUGAUAUCUGGAACUGAAAUAAAAAAAACUUACUGGGAUCUGUGCACAUUGUAGGAGCUGAAUUGCAUAAUGGACCAAUUAUUUUUCCAAGUAAGGUAAAUGGGCUAGUCUGCCACAUCGUAUUGAUUACUAGUAUUCAGUUUCAUCCAGUGUUUGAAUAUUAAUAUUUCCCUGGUAUCUUCUAAAGUAAAAUAAAAUUACUAAGUCUGUAAUUUUUGGCUUUUCUCUUUUUAAAACCCUUUCCCUGAGACCCUUUAAGGUAUCAUAUAUACAUAAUAGUGAUUCCAAUUUAAAUGAAUUCAUAUUUUCCUGAUGCAAAUGUCCUUAUCAUUUCAUGAUCAUCUGCUUCUCUCUUAGUGUUCUUUUGUAAAGGAUGAACCAAAGUAGGUGAGCGUCCACUGUUCAUUCUUUUCAGCAUUUCAGCUCCCUACAGUUCACCUAACCAUCCAGUUUAUUCUCUAGUCUCUUCCUUUGUUUCUAGCAUAUUUCUAAACACUUUAAACACAUAUUUUUAAACACUAUUUUUAAACUUUGGCCUUUGGGUAGUGUAAUACUUUUUGGGAAGAUAUUUUCCCACUAGAUAAAUCCCAGUAUUGUACCAUUCUUUCCACAUUCUGUAACAUUUUCUCUCUCUUGAGAUAAUUAAAAAGAUUUCAGUCCUAACUGCAUUAGUUUUAUGCUGUAAUUUUCCAUGUGGGUAUAAUUUAGCAUGUGCAGCUUCAAAUAUAGAUUUAUUCAAAACCUGGCAGACCUUUUGGAAACAACUUAUACAAUAACAAUAUAAUUUAUAUAGUGCUUUCAGACGUUCAGAAUAGCUUCACACGCAUUACUAAAAUCCCAUAAGAUACAUUACUGUUACUAUCCCCCAUGCUGCAAAUCGGGAGAGGAGGUUGAGAAUAGUGGCUUGCCUAAGCUCCCUAGUGAUUUCACUAGGGACUUCCUCAUUUGCAUGCACCAGCUCUAUGGAAAAUUAUUAUAAUGAAGAUGAGCUUGUUUUCUACAGAAAUCCGCUGCUUAGGAAGUUUUUUAAAAUGGAAUUUUGCUUGCAUAUUUCACACACAUAUACCCUAAGUAUGAUCUACUUACCAGAAUAUCAAGAAGCAGCAUAGGGGCUUUAGAACAAUAUUUUGGAGUUUGCAAAGCUCUGUAAUACCAUCCUAGGCUAUCCUAGGUGUUAUGCAAGUGUAAAAAAUGCAGGGGGCUCAGUUUGGCUAUCCGGCUGACAGUGUGUUGAGAUUCCAGAUUCUAUUAUUCUACCACUUGUCAUGUUUUAUAUCUAUGCCAUUCCUUUUAUAUCUUAUUUAUGCACCAAAAUUGCAUGAAAUAGCUGUUGUCUUUAAACACCAACUGGAGAGUUGCAUUAGAUCACAUCAAGGGCUAACAUGACCCCAUAGGCACUUCUUCCCUUUUUGGAAUGCUGUGUCCUCAGGUGUAACACAAAUUGUUUCUAAAACUCUCCUGGGUUCUUUUGACUCUCUUUUCCGAUAUAGGUGCGGUUAAGAAAAGUGCACCUGUGUACACUUGUUUCUGUUUUGCUAUUUAAAAAUAUCUGGCAGCUUUGAGUACACAGUGAGGAUCCAUGGGAAAACAGCAUUGGUUAAGGGAGAAAUUGCCCUUGGACAAAAUUCACCUUUGAUCAAUGCUAUCCACCUCACCUGUUGGUUAAAGGGGCGCGCCCUGCGGUAGUUUACAGAUUAUGAUGGACUGAUCCUCUAUGGCAAAACUUUAUCUCCAAUAAUGCUCUUAACCUUUGAAGGGGAUUGGUCCUUUACAGUUUAGAAAGCUUUGGGGAGCAUUCGACAGGUGUCUUAAAAGAUAAUCCCUUUUCAGCUAAGCCUAAAAUGUUUGCUUCCCUUUGUCCUCACUCCCAGUCCAGGCUGACUGUAGGGUGGAAAAAAUGCCAGUUUUCUGAAAAAUGCAAAGUUUGUGCUUUACUAUUGAAUCACAGCCCUUCCCCUAUGAUUUAAUGGGCCUUACCUCUGAAUAGAAUUAAACAUUGGUUUUGGUGUCCUCCCUUUAAUGUUUCGUAUGGAAUUACAUUUGAUUGGGGUGGUUGUUGCUGUUCUAAUUAUAUUGUACUUUUAUAAACUGUAACCUGCCCUGGGAUUUUUCUGGUGAGGGGGGUGGCCAAGAAAUAUUGUUACUACUAAUAAGCAUUUGUCCCUCAUGCAAAGGUUCUUAGUCAAGCUAUAGAGCAUGGGUGGGGAGUUUGUGGUCCUCCAGAUGCUACUGAAUCAUAACUCUUAUCGUCCCUGACAUUUGGUCACAGUGGCUUAGACUGAUGGGAAAUGGGGUUAAUAUAAUCUGGAAGGCUAUAGAUUUCCCACCCCAAUAUAGAACAUUUUUUGGUUCCACCUCUCCUUGUUACUCAAGAGGUUACUUAUGGGAAUGGGUCACUGACUCUUCCAGCUGACCCUUAGGUAAAGUUAGUUGGAAACAGGGUUAUUUUUUUAAUUAAAAAAUCCUUUCAAAAUAUAGGUCUUUUUUGUAUGUACUGUCAUCCAGACAGGGUUUGCUUUAAGUCUGUGUGGGUGAAAAGAUGUGAUAGUCACCUCCUUUGUACACUUUGCAACAUCAUCUUAAUACACAGGAUUUCAGUUUAGUCAUGCAAAACCAAAGUUGCUAGCAAGAAAAAUAAGCUGGACUAAAAUUGUUUAUAUCUCUGUAGUGGGUGAAAUAUGGUGCAAGUGAGAUGAGAUAAUAAAUGCCUUCUCCAUCUGCUCAGUGCAUCUUGUUAAAUCAUUAACAGUAACAUAAAAAGCAAUCACAAACAUAAUGCUUAAAAUUAAACAUCAUGAACCAUACAAAUCUUGGAAAAGCUGGCCAGCUAAGUCUUGCAUAUCUUUCAGUGAGAAAAGUGCAUCCCUGCACUUUAUCUUGGAGCCCAUCUCAAAUCCAAAGCCUAUCGCAGAAAAGGCCCUGAUAUUGUUUGCUAAAAUAAUUUUAAUUGUGGGCUGACCUGCUUAUCAUAAAGGUGUGCACACACUCACAAAGUCACUUGACUUUGGACUGUGGUUAUCACAAUAUGCAGAAUGAUGGCAAGUACUUGGGUGUCUCCUUAAGCUGUUCUGAAUAUACCAUAAUAGGGUAUAGGGUGGUGACUUGAACAUUCCUUUAUUUGUGAGUCUUUCAGUGCAAUCCAAACACAAGAUCUGCCAGGAUGAGUGAGUUUGUAUUUGGGUCUUGGUCUUGCCUGGCUAAACUGGGACUAAGAUAGCAUAAAUCCCUCAACUUAGCUCAUUCAAUGGAAUUGAGCACUGGCAGAACAUGGCCUUAAUUCUUGAAAGGGCAUUCUCUGGGUAGGGCCAGGAGCGACUUGCACCUGCUUUUAAACCCUUUCAGCUCUGUGAUGUGACUUAGCAACGCAGUGGAACUUACCCAACACUAAUGGUGGUAUAUUUCAAAUUCCUCCUGAACAGAGUUUGGAACAGCAGUAACUAAGUGCUGCUUUCUGUAGUUAGGUUUGGUCUGUUGGUCACUCACCCCCAAUGCAAUGGCAUGUUUAGUAUGGACACAAGGGAAGAAUUGCCCUAUUAACUUUUGUGUUGAGGAGUCCUUCUGCAUGCAUCACGUAAUGGAAAAUUGUCUUCGUCAGAACAUGGCUGAACUGCUGAUGUUUGGAAAUUUAGAUGAUGCUUAAAGUGCAGAAUCUCGAGGUUACAAACCAUGAAUGGUUUUCAUAUAGGUUUUACUCAGAGUAGGCCUGUUGGAAUUAGUGGACACAGCUUGGCCAUGUACAUUCAUUUUAGUGAAUCUGCUCGAAGUAAACUUGGUUGAAAUACUGCCCUCUUUGCAUGGAUAAUAUGGUUGUGCAAACAAUGUGCCAAUCCUUAGAGAAAUAUGAGAUGUUCUGUUGUUAGAACAGCCUGUCUAAACAAAACUUCGUUAGUAGCUAUGCUUCUAUUAGUGUUUUGUGUGGAACUGCUGCACCUCAUGUUUAUUAGGCAUCCACAUUACAUCAUCCAAGUAUUAGCCAGUCUUCCUGUGCUUUCUCUCAGUUUCUUCCAUCAUUUCUCAUAGUGUACAAUCUGACUUAUUUGGAGAAUUGGAACAGUAAUGCAAACUCCAUAGGUGUAAGUGAUUUUUAUUGCUAUUUUCUGCCUCACCAUAAGGUGUGCUUUCCAUUUAUAUAAUGUAUCAGGAAGGUGAACCUCUAGCACCUUAACAUGCCUGCACUCUAAACUUCGUGAUGGGCCAUUUGAGCACCAUAUUUAUUUUCAAUCUAAAAAUAAUUUCUUUAUGGUCAGCUGACCACAAAUAAAAUAAAGUUGUAAUGCGGCAGCGGGGGGGGGGGGGAUCAAAAGGCAAAAUCAAAAGGGAAUAUUUGAUUAUCCAAGUGAAAUAGCUGCAUUUAGGAAUUUUGCAACUUGCCCUUUGAUUGAAGAGUCCUCCAGUACAGUAUAAGAAAAGAUAAACAGAUUCUUCAGUAUAAACUGCGUUUAAAAAGAUGUACACAUAACUGACACACAACAAAGUGGCAGUUAAAUUUCAGGCUGGCAGUUGGAAAGAAUGGUAGAUAGAGUCAGAUAAAAUGAUUAUUUUUCGUAACUGAUAUUGUGAAUGAUGACAGUGAACUUGCGUCAAGAACAAAUAAAGUGGAUUCUAAAGCAGCAUAUCUACUUUUGGGCCACCCUGUAUUUAGGAGUAGAUAGUCAGUUUAAAUAAGGCACUCCAUUCAUAGAAUUAAUACAUGGCAAACCUAGUAAUGAGGGAGUUUUAGUUAAUUCUAAAACUCCUUUCUGGCAUUAAUCUGUCUCCUGGCCCUUGCAGUAGACCUUGAGGAAAAGUAUGUUAAUGUGUUUGAGAUUGGCAAAAGGGACAAAUGCUUCAUUUCUUGUCACCAAUAUUUUAGCAACUUUUUUUUUCUUAAUUAAACACUUCUGAUCUACAAUUCCACUCCAAAACGUAUUGAGCACAUUGAAUAAAUGACCAGCCACUUAAUGCUGACUUAAAUGGACAUGGAUGUGGCUCCUCUUUUCCUCUUGGAUAGCCUUGUGGAAAGAGACACUCCUGGCAGGGAUGUUGCUACAAAGGGUGCAUGAAAGAGGGUUGAUAUUCCAACCACUGUAUGGAAGGUUUUUAAAUGCUGGGCUUGCUGGGUUUUGUGAUUUGUGAUGGAAGCUUUAUGAAACUUGGUUCUUUUCUUUUAGAGCAUACAAAUCCUUUAAGGCAGAAAUAUGUGGGAGGACUGCUAAAAAUGUUUGUAACCUAAGCUUAUUUGUGAACCUACUUGCAAGUCUACUAAUUAAGCUCCAUCAACUCUCUGCAUCCCAAAUUGCUGGAACAGUUUUGCCUCAAAUUUACUUAUUUAAAGGCAUUUCUAAACCACUUAUUUAAAAAUCUGUAAGUGGUAUUCAAAAAUAACGUAAUAUAAAAUAUCAUAAAAACCAUAAAACAUUAUCAGAAAGAUCAUAACAUACUUUUAAAAACAGACCAUCUCAUGAAUCUGGCACAGAAUUACCUUCUUUUGACUAUGAGGGGGAAAAUGGUACUCAUAUCUCAGUUUCAGAUUCUGUUUUCCACAUUUCAGCUGUUCUAAAAACCAAAAUACAUUAAUAAAUGUGUACAUUAUUGUGAUAAAGCCAUUUUUUUAGAUGAGUUUCUAUAAGCAGCUGGAAAAUAUUAUUGGAAAGCUGACUUGGCUGUAGAAAUAACUUCAGGGAGAGUGUGUAAAAGGGGUGGGGGUAAAUUAAUGGUUGGGUUUGCGGGUCCUUUCAUAGUUAACCUUCUGCUACAUUAUAAGGAAACCUCAACAGUUAUUUUGCAGUAUAAACUCUACAGACAUCUAAUUUAUGGCAACUCCCCAAAUGUUUUUGUGCUCUGUUCUAGAAAGUUACCAGCCUCUGUGCAUGCAACUUAAAAACACAGGACUUACAAACAUCUCCUUUUUUUAGUGUGAGCCUGUUUAAAGUACAGUAUAGAUAUGGAUUAAUAACUCAUGAUUAGUAUAAUCACUAGGAUGAUUUUGCACCAAACUAGAUGCGACAUAAAAUGCCACUUGGCAUUUUAUGUGCAUUUUUUUUAUAAAAAAACACCCUGUCAGCUGGAGAUGGCUGAUAAUUAAUUAUCAGAGCAGGUGUGGAGAGGAAAUUUAACACUUUUCUUCAAUGCUUAAAGACUUGAGGGAAAACCCUUUUCUGUAACCAAUAGAAAAUAUUUUUGGGGAAAUUUGUCACUGUAUAGAGAGGAAAUAUCUAUUGCUGUAAAAAACUCAGAGGAGGGAUUCAACAUUAGCAAGCUAAUUGGUUUAAAAUUCUUACCUCCUUGGACAACAACUGUGAUCUGCAAAACACAUUUCUUACUUCUGCAAACAGUUCCUGUUUCAGCUGUUGGGAAUGAAGAGCAAUGGUCCCAUAGCGCUGAUUGACUCUAUAGCUUGGUGGGCACUGAAAAAAGAGAGAUCUCGACUGGUCCUGUGCAUCCAUUCUGCCCUUUGGGGUCCUAGUCAGAUAAGUGCAGUCAGGUGUGUGUGCUGUACAUAAACUUGUAGAAUUGUUGGAUGUGGUGUUUCCCUUGCGUCCUAACCUGCUAUUUAGAGCACACCAGCAUGCAGAAAGCUAUUUAUGCAGUCUCCACUACAGAAACUUAACUGUAAUUAGCCUUAUAUCAAACUGUAAAUGAACAGCAAAAUACGAAUGUUUAAAUAACCAGUGUUCCUAACCAGCAUUUUUCUUUUUUUAGGCACUUACACCUAAACAAGAAAGCGACAGACAAACAGCCAUAUAGCAAGCUUCCUGGUGUUUCACUUCUGAAGCCUUUAAAGGGUGUUGAUCCAAACCUUAUCAACAACUUGGAAACCUUCUUUGAACUGGAUUAUCCCAAAGUACGUAUCAACAGUCUUCUUUUUUUAAAAGCUAUCCUCUUGGUCUUCUCUCUUGCCUAAUGGAAUAUUAAAAUGCAUAAUACUUCAAAGCAGCCUUCUCCAACCUGGUGCCCUCCAAUGGUUGUUGGUCUCCAGCUCCCAUCAGCCCCAACCAGUGUGGCCAAUGGGCUGGGCUGGUGCAAACUGUAGUCCAGCAACAUCUAGAGGGCACCACACUAGGUAGAGAUGGCUGCUUCAGAGAUUGUGUGUGUCUGUGUGUCCUGUAACCCUUGCGGAUUACUGUCAGAAGUUUUGCAUCUGUAAUGAUAACCAAAAUAGGUUGUAGCACGCAUCUAAUUCCAUACCAAGUACAGAAUACUGUGUUUCUCAGAAAGAUCUUUUGCAGAAGCACUAGGAAUAGAGUUUUUGCCAGCCCAGCUCCAGUUCAUUUCAGUGGGUCUGGCAAAAGUGAUCAGUGAAUUUUAAUGACUUUAUGCACCAGUAAUCCAUGUUUUACUUUUAUUUGUUCUUGAUAAGAUAGCUAAUGUUGUAGAUGUAUUAUGUAAGCUCACAGAUGUUGACAGCGUCUUCCCAGAACUUGUGAUUUGAGUACGGGGUCAGUUGUUUUCCCUUACUACAUAAAACUUGUUCAGACCUGCCUACUAUAUGCUUUGAACUGUAAUUUGCUGGCCAAGUGCUCUUACUCACAUCUGUCUUAGCGGAUACUGACCUAUAUGAACUGAAGGAAUUCCCCUGGAUGAGCUAAGCACUGUAGCAUAUAAAGUUACAAUGUGCUACCCGGAAUCUUGGCAAUAUCUGACAAUCCCUCAGUUCUUUUUCUGGGAUACAGUUUCUUGUAAUUUUAUUUUUCUUGGUUUUCUCUAGUGCUUAAAAUUGCGGUAGCAGUGAUUGGCUUGUUUCCUAAGAGAAGGGGGAAAGUCCUAAUAUCACGAAGAGCUAAUUUGAAUAAGUGCAGUAUGAGAAGAGCCAUACUUUAUUUCUUUUUAGAUAUUGUAUUAUAUUUGGCCCAGAUUCUAAACUUUUAUUUACUGCAGCUUUGUAUAACAUCACAAGUUUCAUAGAAUUGUAGAUAACCCCAGGGGUCAUCUACUCCAGCCCCCUGCAAUGUAAGAAAAUCAACAUUCUUAGAACAACAUUAUUCAGGGUUGUUGUUUUUUAAAUGGAAAUAUUUAUAUAAUGCCCUCUAUAUAAAAAACAUUUAAAAGAACACUAAAAGCAAUGGAAAACAAUAAUUAAAACGAUUGGCUACUCAAAACAGCUAUAUUUGCCUGUUAGCAUAAAGUCUUCUAGCUUGAAAGUCAAAUGCACGGUUUCUCCUAAAUCUCCUGGAAAAAUGUUCCACAGUAUGGGACUGUUGACUUAAAAUUCCUGGCUUCUGGCUGAGGCUAACUGGGCCUUUGUAACAUUGGGGGGCGGGGGGACUAACAGCACUCCUCCAAAUAAUCUCAGUGACUGAGCUAAGAUAGAAGGGCCCAAGCAGUCUUUAAGGUAUUUUGGUCCUAAGUUCAAAUCCAAGUGAUGGUGACAUUUAUUGUAAUGGUAGAAUUUUAGAAAGGUGUGUCAGUUAAACAUUAUUGUCUGCUAUCAAAAAUGCUGAUUCAGAAUGUUAAGAUCAACCUUCCCCAUCCCCAUUCACAUUUAUGCAAAAUCAAUACUUAAGAAUAAUUUGCAGUAUAUACUUUAUGUAGAAUAUAUCUAGCCUCGUUAGCUUACCCAUCUUAGGUAUGAUUAUUAUUUUUUCAGAAGCUUUUUGGGUAAGCAGGAACUGUAUAGUGAUAUUUAUGUUAAAAUCUUACUCACCUCAGCUCUCUUCUGGGAAAGUAGUUGAAUUACCGGUAUAUUCUGAGUAAAAUUAAGUCUGCACUGUUACUCCAUGUCUCUUGAUUAUUUUUCCUAAUUGGAACAAAAGAUACAGUCACAUCCUGAAAUGAAUGAAUGCAUUUCAUUGGUUUCUGGAGGGCAAGGGGAAAGGGCUUGAUGGCUGCAUUAGUAGUGGCUGAAUUUGUGAAGCCAUAAAAUAAGACAUUAUCAAGAAGAAAAGGGAAGCACUGGCACAUUCUGUUUUAUAUCAACUUAUCUGAAUGCUGCUGCUCUAGGAUUUCUGUGGCAUAGGACUCAUGGAAAACAGAUUUAUUUAUUUUUAUUCAACUAGGGAAACUGUUGGGCAAAUUAUGGCAGCAGCGCACAUAGAACUCCUGUGAGAAAUGUAAACCUUUUGUGAAGUUCCAUUUCUGUUUAUAGAAAAACUCGUGUCUAAGGUUUUCUAGAGGAAACAAAUGUUAUCUUCUCAUGGGGAAAGCUUAAGAAUAUUGCUUUCACAAACAAGAUAGUGUAAUAUCUAAUAUCUUACAUCUUACACCCUUCUCCUUUUUUAUUCUUGUCAUUAAACAUUAAACUGUUUUCUCAUAUAUAUAUAUAUCUCAAUUUGCACUGUAUCUCUUUUCACAGUUUGAAGUGCUUCUUUGUGUACAAGAUCAUGAUGAUCCUGCCAUUGAUGUGUGUAAAAAGCUCCUUGGCAAAUAUCCCAAUGUUGAUGCGAGGCUAUUUAUAGGUGAGUGAGGAAAGUGUUCUGUCAUGCUGUUGCCUUUGUAUAGAUUGGACCAGUUGGCACAGAACCCAAAAUAUUUUUUAAAAAGGCUUAAUAUGUUAAUAUGCAAGUACUGUUGGUCAAGAAAUAUGUAAAGCAUUCUUGCUGCAGAGUUGAAGAUCAGUAAAUCAAAUUCAAACAGCGCUGAAAAUAACUUUUCUGUGCAGGUGACUCCUUCCAUAUAAAUCUAGAAUUAAAAGAUUCCUACCAUUUCGAAAUGUAUCUCUGUCAUACACUGUUCCAAAUGGAAAUAGCUUGAAUGCCCUAUUUAUCCACCCAUUCUUGUAUGUGUAUACUGUCCUUCCUUCAAUAUAUCCCAGGACAUUUCACAGUGAGAUUUAACAAUAAAGUACAAUUAUAUAAUUAAAAUAGUACAAAACAAUUUUUAAGAAAAAUUGAGUUUUCAGGAAAGCAUCCAUGUAGCAGUAACAAUUCUGGAUCUCCGUUGACAAUGGCUGCUUUCUUUACAUUUUAAAUUUUCUUUAAGUUUUGUAUCAGCAAGUUCUCUGUUGUAAAGGGAAAGGGAGGGAACCUGAUCUGCAGUUUCUCUUCUCUAACCACUCCUUUUGUAAAAUGUCUUGCAAGUAUAUGUGGAAAUCAGCUGUGGAAAUGCAGCAAAGGUGUUUGCAAACAUGUUUGCUAUAAAGGAUGAUAUUAUUCUCAGCUUUCCAACAAAAUACACCUAGUGGCAAAAUAGAGAAGUUGACCGUGCCCCUUAUUGCUUAUUGUCGUAUCAGCUGAGCUGUUUAGUAAAUAGAAGAUGAUGGGCUUGAUUUGUACAGCAGCACCAUUUAAGAGAUGUGGAUGCACUUAGCAAGAUGCUAUCUUAUCUUAUGUCUCUGUGCUGCUUGCUGCAGGCAUCCAUAGACGUCUGCAGAUUAUGCAGAAACAUCCUAGAGCUCUAUCACUGAUUCCCAAUCCCAGUCUUACUCAAUCCAUCUUUACGAUGAUGUUAGGAAUCGGCCGACUAUUGUCUCCUCAGCUAGAUCAAAAUGUAACAUUAAGGUUGAGAACCUGGUCAGAUAGCAGAGCACCUUAACGUUGAGCUGAGAAGUAUCCUUUCAUCUCCAUUUUUGUUUGCAGAGUAGUAUCACUGGUGCAACUGGGGAAUUUUAAACCAGGACUUAAUGGCUUUGUUGGGUGGUGGUGGUUUAGAUAGCUCCACAUAUUAAUUAGUUUGCUUGUGAAGCACAAUUUUAACAUUUCUGUUCUCACCCUGUCCCCCACAUCAUAUAUUAGAGGAAAGAGAGAAAUGUAAAACAGUUUGCUAACCCUGUAAAAAGAAAGAAAAAGUUUCACAUUUUAAAUCAUAGCACCAUCUUGAUUACAGAAUAAUAAUAAUAAUAAUACCCCUCCCAUCUGGGCGGCUCCCAACAGAAUUAAAAGCCCAAUAAACCAUCAAACAUGUAAAACUUUCCUAAACAGGGCUGCCUUCAGAUGUCUUCUAAAAGUCAGAUACUUGUUUAUUUCCUUGACAUCUGAUAGGAGGGCAUUCCACAGGGCAGGCGCCACUACCGAGAAGGCCCUUUGCUUGAUUUCCUGGAACUUGCUCCUGAUGCCCUGAUGCCAGUGCUUUUUUUUCUGGGGGGGGGAUGCAGGGGUACGCAUACCCCUAAACAUUUUUGUGAAACUAAGUUUGGCCUCAUUGAGAGGCAGUAGAAAAUGAGAGCACCUCUAAACAUUUAUUUUUAGAAAAAACGCCCUGCCUGGUGCUAAAUAUGCUUACCUGAGAAUAAGCACCAUUUUGUUGCAGAAAAGCGUGGUAUGUAUUAAAGCAAAAAGAAUGAAACGAGCACCUGUAAUUCUGUACAUAGUUGACCAGCUGCCUCUGACUAUGCAAGAACAAAAGGAUGCUGUAGUCCUGGUGGGCCCUAGUGUCAGCUGAGCUGCUGAUGCAGGAUCUGCUGAUGCAGGGCCUGUUUGCUGCUGUCCCCACAUGCCAAACUCCAGGUGGUAAUUUAGGAGGGCUCCCAACCUCAGCCGUAGUUUUCAGCCCUCACCUCACUACUGAGCAGUAUAUUCUGAAAACAUAUGCAUGAUUUGUGCAAAUAACUAAAAUUUUGUAUUUUUCAGGUGGGAAGAAGGUUGGAAUAAACCCAAAGAUCAACAAUUUAAUGCCAGCGUAUGAAGUUGCCAAGUAUGAUUUCAUAUGGAUCUGUGAUAGUGGUAUAAGAGGUAAGUGUGUACCAUCAGCAGUAGUAGGUUUUUAACAAAUGUUUCCUCAUUACGUGCUCUUAAAGAUAUUGCUGCUGUUUGAACACUAUCCACGUGCAUAGCACUUGACAGAGUAAAGUAAGACAGGUAAAAAAGACAGGAGAAUUUAGAAUUCAGAUUUCAGAGUAACUGGUCAAUAGUAGGGCAUAGACAGAAAGGGGAAGGGAAAAGCAAGAAUAGCGUGGCUCUAAUGUGAACAAGUGAAGUUGUGUUAAGAUUAGAGUAUUUUGUCUUUAGGGAUGCGGGUGGCACUGUGGUCUAAACCACAGAGCCUAGGGCUUGCCGAUCGGAAGGUCGGCAGUUCGAAUCCCCGCGACGGGGUGAGCUCCCGUUGUUUGGUCCCAGCUCCUGCCCACCUAGCAGUUCAAAAGCAUGUCAAGUACAAGUAGAUAAAUAGUACCGCUCUGGCAGGAAGGUAAACGGCGUUUCCGUGCACUGCUCUGGUUCGCCAGAAGAGUCGUCCGCAACUGGUAUUAUAAGGAAUGGCAUGUAAAUGGAAAAUAAGUUCUCUCAAUUUACAGCAUGGAUUAGUUCUGCUGCCAGCUUUGCUUUAUGUAUUACACUUGGAUGAAGCUUGAGUAAUAAACCUGUAUUUUCUUGAAUCAGCAUUAGAGUAGAACAUCUUGCACCUUUUGCUUGCUGUAUCUAGUGUAGCGGGUGCAUCUUGUGAAAUGUUUUUUAUGGCCCAGUGUUUUGCUGUAGCUACUGGGAUACUGAAAUCCACCUCAGAAAUAAACAGCAAGCUUCCUCCUUUCUUACUAUUGCUGUUUCAAUCAAGAUCUCAUUAUGGUAGGUGUCAGCAGGCUGGCCAGAGCUUUGGAAGACACAUUACUUAACCAACUAUCUGACAAAGUCUUCUAGAUCCAACACUUCCAGGCCUGAGCAACACUUUAAGCAGUUGAAUUUAAAUUUUAGAGUUUGCCUCUUACUCUUAAAAUUGAAGCGUCUGUAAUGGUUGUCUUUAUCUUCUACUGCAGUGGGGGACAGACCUCCAGCCCACAUGCCUCCUCACCUGCCCUGCACCUGAUGUCAUAUUGGAUUUGAGGUGUGGGCAGAUAGAGACAUGGAAACAUGGGCUAAAGCGGUGCUGAUCAGUGAUUGGCAGUGCUUACAAAAAGCAGAGCAGGGCUUUGUAAGUUCCACAGAUCAGUUCAUCAUCAGUGCUUGCCUUAAAGUCCAUUUGCAACUGUAAUUUGGAUUCAAACCAUGCCUGCAAACAGAGGAAAAUGUCUGUCUGCAGAUGCAGUUUGAAUCCAAACUGUGCCUGAGGAUGGACUUCAAAGAGGGCCUUUAAGUGUGCACUGUCAGUCAGCUGAUUGGUGCUGACAGCAUACCUGUGAAGCAGCAUGCUGUCAGCACUGAUCAGUAGUUGAUGCCAAGAGUGAUCCCUUUUGAAGCUGUUGCCUGACUUAUUAUGUCAGGUGAUUGACAGGUGGGUGGGGGCAGGUAAGGAUCCAGGUCCCAACCCUGAUUCUAGUAUUCCCCCCCACCCAGUGAUUUCAACCUAAUACUCAUAUUCAGAAUAUUGUCACCAACUAUAAACAAAGAGUAAAGGAUUUCUUGGAAUUAUCACUCUUUCCUGUUACUAUUUUGCAAACAAUAUGUAAUAAUCUACUGCUGUUUGAAAACUUGGAUAUUAUUGAGAAGACCAAUAUUUUACCAAACAUAUAAGGAUUGUAUCUAGUGGUGUUGCUCAAUGGAUGGUAAAUCUUCCAUCAGCAGAAUGGGAGGGAAGCCACUUUAAGCAAUUCCCUUCUCCCCUGAGCUCCCCACCCCCCAUAAAUCUUCUGCAGAGGGUUGGAUGCCCUUCAGAGCAAAUUUAGGGAUGGGGAGUAGCUGAAAAUGGCUUCCUUUACCAUUCUGUGACACAAUUGGGAUGUAAAUCCAUAAACUUUUAAAAACAUUAAUCCAUGGAUGUAAACCACAGUCACAUUUCAUUUUUAGUAACGCCAGAUACACUAACUGAUAUGGCCAAUCAAAUGACUGAAAAAGUUGGACUGGUCCAUGGCCUGCCCUAUGUUGCAGAUAGACAGGGCUUUGCUGCCACUCUAGAACAGGUGAGUUUCUUUUUGUCCUCUUCAUUUCUUUCCAAAUUGUUCCACUCCUCCUAUUUUAUAUACUUAAUUUCCAUGCGUUAGUCACAUUUUCAAGCUCAAAAAGUACAGAAGAAGCACUGCUAUUUGAGUAGGAAAAAUGUGCAUGACUAAUAACAGGUUUUUGGUCUUUCACUUCUAUUGUAAUCCAAAUUCCAACAAAUUCCAGAUUACUUGUUAUCGUUGAAGAAUAAACACAUUGAAAUGUUUUAUUGCUUACAAUUCCAUAUAGAAAAAGGAUAGUAGCAGCAGCCCUUUCAUCUGGGCUUUCAAAUGACAUUUAAGUGAGAAAUCCAUUAGAAUUUGUCUUUUUUCUCUUGUCCACAUGUUGUUUGUUUUGUUCUUCUGCGCCCUGUAUUUUUGUGUAAGCAAUAUAUGGGGUGAGAGACCAUUAGUCUACACUCUUGAAUUCUGAUCUACUGGUAGUUAGUACAACAAAGCCUGUAACAUUUCCUUUAGGUGAAUUGUUAUAUUUGCGGACAUGACUGAGAUUUUGCUCAGGGGCAAAUAUACUAGACUUAAUUUAUGUGCAGUGGCAUGGAGCAGUAAAGGAACAAAAGUUUCUUUAGCGGCUGCUGGUCUAAUCACAGGGCAUUUGUGGCUUGCUUGAUUUGAUGUUUCAUUGCUUUUUGUGUUGCUGUUCUAACUUUUAUGUCUUAACACUUUUUGCCAUGGAAAGCCUGUUUCGGACCUGACACUUUAUGUCAAACAAUGUAUUGUUUAGUGUAAUUUCAGAUGAAUGUUACUAAGUGAAAAGAAACAUUUUGAGGCAUUUCUUUCCUUGUCUGCAUCCAGCUCUUAUCUGUCAUACCUCUUUUCCUCAUCUUAUCCCUUGUCAUCCUUCUCCAUUUUUUCUACUAGAAAACUCUUGUUAUAGAAAUUUUGCUCAGGCUACUGUAGCAGGUGCUACAGCUUCUAUCCUGUCUGAAUAAUGUUGACCUUCAUAGAUCUAUACCUGCCAUUUUAGCAUGUGAUAGAUCUUUGAUGCUCUAGCUUUAUGGAUCGUAGAAGGAAAUUUCCUGAGUAAGGAAAGUUGCAUUUGGGAUUCCUGCAGUGCUUGCAGCAGAUGUUACUAUAUAGCUAUAAAUGGUUGCAUAAGGGUAAGAUGUUUCUUUUCAGAGCAAAACUUUACAAACAGUUGCAGAAUUUCAAGAUGACUAAUUAUGCAUCUGUCUCUGCACUGAUUAGAAUUCAUAAUGAUUGGUAAGCAAAGAAUGCAAGUCUUAAAGAAAACUGCCAUGAUAGGAGAGAACCAUAGAUGAUUACUUAGCCUUGCCUUUUUCUUUUAACAGGUAUAUUUUGGCACUUCCCAUCCAAGGACAUAUAUUUCUGCCCAUGUAACUGGUUUCAAAUGUGUAACAGGAAUGUCUUGCUUGAUGAGAAAAGAUGUCUUGGACCAGGCUGGAGGACUCAUAGCUUUUGCACAGUACAUUGCUGAGGAUUACUUUAUGGCCAAAGCGAUAGCUGACAGGUAAGAUGAUAUUCAGAUAAAGUUCUCCUUGGAGUACAUUAUUUCAAGCUGACUGCAUGCUUUGCUUAAAUUUCUUUGCAUACGUAGUCAAGCCCAGCCAUAACCCACAGCCUUCAUGUUAUUGGUUCAUGCCUAUUGGAUUGUAUCCAUUCUCAAGAGUAGACCCAUUAAAAUGAAUAGCUGUGAUUAACUUGGCCAUUGAUUUCAGCAGGUCUACUGUUGAAUAUGAUUUAUUUGAAUACAACCCAGUGACUUCUGAAGCCUAAGUAGUACAAUGGAGCACAGUUACCAGUGUUAAAGGGAGUGAACGAGUAAUAAUUGACUCACAUCAAUAUAAUGCUAAACUGAUUAAACUAAUCUGUAAGCUAUUUAAAUAAAGAUUCUAUGUUCAGUGAAGCUAGUGAACCAUUCUUCUAAACCUAUUUAUAAGAAAGAGUUCACCCUCUGGCCAUCUGUCCUGGAUGCUUUAGCUGAGUUUCCUGCAUUGCAGGGGGUUGGACUAGACAACCCUUGGGUCUCUUCCAACUCUACGAUUCUAUAAUUCUAUGAACUUCUUGACUAGUGUAGCAAAUGGUCUGGUUGGUUCAUAUAAAAAUAAUUUAAACAUAUCAACAGUUUCAAAACCAGCAGCAAUUAAGACCUUCAAGACAAACAAGCAAACGCGUUUUUAAAGCCCAUUUAAACAGUUGUAUAGAAGAGGCCACAUAAUUUGGCAGGGAGGGAGUUCUGUAACCAAGGAACAAGAGCUGAAAAGACUUUCUCUCUUCUGCCUGCCAGCUUAAAUUGAUGUUGCUGUCAGCCCUAUAAUCGGAGCCUCCAAAGCUAAUAUUAACAUAUGGGCUAGUUUACAUAGGUGAAGGUACUCUUUCUUCUAACUUAGUUCAAAAUAUAUAGUCGUACCUUGGAUCCCAAACACUCUGGAACUUGGACGUUUUGGCUCCUGAAUGCUGCAAACCUGGAAGUGAUUGUUCUGGUUUGCUAAUGUUCUUUUGGAAACCAAACAUCCAACGGGGCUUCUGAUUGGCUGCAGGAGCUUCCUGCAGCCAAUCAGAAGCCGCACUUUGGUUUCUGAACGUUUUGGAAGUUGAAUGGACUUCUGGAAUGGAUUCUGUUUGAUUUCCACGGUAUGACUGUAUGUCUUUAAAGUAGAGGUGGGAAACCUCUGGCCUGUAGGCGUUAUUUGGCCCACCAGGCCAUGUGCAAAGUGCCCAUGUGAAAGGUGCUACAAUCAGAUGAUUGGUUUUGCAGAAUGCUUUGAAACUAGUUUCACAACAUUCAACAAUCAGCUGAAUAGCACAUCUUGAUAAAGCCUUCCACAAUGGAGUCUUGCAGAGCAUUUUGCUGGGUCUUGCGAAACCUACUGCAAUCAGCUAAUUAUUGGGUCUUGCGGAGACAAUUGCAAACUUGCAGAGUGCUUUGAAAAGCAGUUUGUGAGGCUGUGCAUUUACCAACACAGUUUGAUUUCAAAAUAGUCAGGUGACUGGCAAGUGAGUGGCUUCACCCACCUAUCAAGUUUGGCCCACAGGGUGGGGGAGGAGAAUCAUCUGGUUCCCUGGCCAAACCCAAUUCCAUCACCAGCGCUUUGAACUGAGCUCACCAGAAAACUCCUAGGUGUAUCUGCUUACAACUUUGCAGAUUAAAUCUGCUUUGGAGAGGCUGCUACACUUGCAAACUAUAUCUGCUUCUGUGAAAAGAAAAGUUAUAGCUGUUUUAUAAAUUCUCCAUUAUAGUGAAUGGGAAGGAGAACAAAUUCAUCUUUAACAGAUCUAAUUCUGUCCCAAAUAAUAAGUUGAAUUGAAAAGACAGAGAGUAACUGCAAAACAAAUUGGACAGCUUCCCCAAACUAGAGAUACAAGUAGAAUCUUCUGAUCUUUGCAUACCCCUAGUAGUAGAGUAAUAAGCUGCAUUCAGAAGCACUGUUAACAGCUGUAAUAAACAUUUAAGAGACGUAUUCAGUAAACGAAUUUAGUGUUUGUCCUUGACAAGUGUACAGAAGUAAAAUGGUCACAAGAACUGUUGCCUGUUAUCUAGGUUACAUUCUUGGUGUGCAUUCAUUUUCAGGGGCUGGAAAUUUGGAAUGGCCACACAAGUUGCAAUGCAGAACUCUGGUUCCUAUUCAAUUUCCCAGUUUCAAUCCAGAAUGAUCAGGUAAAAAUUUGAACUUUUUAUUAUUUCGUUUUCUGGUAUCUUCAAUUGUAGAUCAUAGUUUUGAUCCAAUCUGCAACAGUGCUAAAUACCAGUUUACUAUUUCACACAAAGUUUUAUGCAGGAAUUAGCAUUAAAAGCAAUAUAGAACAAGAGAUUGUUUGAAACAUUAACGCAAAGUAAUUACAAACUGGGCCCUGCAGCAACUGUUGCAGCAUGGAGUGCUUCUCUUCGAGGUUGUAGCCCCUUCCUUGUCCCCGCCCCACAUUCCUGCUUCUCCUCCUAAACAAGGUAGCAUUCUGUGCUCCCUGAGCAAUCUCAGUCAUCGUUGAGUCAUCAUUUUUAAAAUCCAUUUUGGAUGUGUGUUUGUGUGGAAAGACUUGUGUCUGAUCUUGGCUAUGUUUAUUUAAUUCUUCCAUUGAUGCCCCUCCCAGCCACCCAGUUGUCACCCCACCAAAGAAACCACACACAUAAGAACUCUGCUGGUUCAGGUCAAAAGCCUGACAUAAUCCUUUUCUCACAGUGGUCCCCCAGAUGGCUAUGGGAAGGCCCACAAACAGGAUCUGAGUGCAACAGUGCUCUCUACACUUGUGAUUCCCAACAACUUGUAUUGGGGCAUGGGGCUAGUCUUUGAGAUUCCCCUCAGCUUUUUCCUGGCAGAUUUUUCAGUACUUGGGCAUAGGUCAGAGUUACCUUGAGUCUGUUAGUACUUUUCUAUUAUGUAUUAGUGGUGGUAUGGCUACAUGAGUAUGGGAAGGCUUGGUAUUGGCAUAUAAAUACGAUCAGUUUUCAAUUUCUGACUGCCAACCUGCUGGUUUUUCUACCUUUUCCAAUAUAGUGUGAUUAAAAUUGUAGCAGUCAUUAAACUAAUGAUAAAUCAAUUCAGUUUCAUUAAUGAGCCCUUGUUUAGUUUAUUUUGUAAACAAUUCUCAAGAAUUAGAACAGAGGAAAUCACUUAUUUCUUGAUGAGGUAACUCUGCCUUCUUCAACUAAGUGCAUUGAUAGAUGGUGGUGUCAUCUAUUCUAAAUAGUUUAUCCUGCCUGAUCUAUUACAAUGAUUAACAGAGUGGUAGUAACCUUGUUUUUGUUCCACACUCUUAAUACUGACAUUGUCAAAGUGACCAGUUUUCUUAGUUUACUAGAUCUUGGGUAAAUACAUUUGAUGUCUUGUUCAAAGGAACACAGGUGAAUAGUAAAGAGAACCUGCACAAGCAACGCUGACACAAAACCCCACACAUACAUUAAGUAAAAUAGAAACACCGCCACCCGACCCCACCCCCACUCACCAUUCCCCCCGCCUCUUUCCCCCUUUAUUUCCUAAUGUAACACUAAUGAAUCUAUCUUAAUCCAUUUUAACCUGAUUUGUAGAUAGUUAUGCUGUAUCAUAAUGACCAUUUCCUCUUUUACCACUGAUUAAGAGACAGUGCCAGUCCUUAUAUAGCCAGAAUGGUAUUUUCACUUGAAAAACGUGGAUAUAUACCUAUGCCAUCUUGCAAAAUGUCACUGUAUAGAAAUGAAUCAGGUUAAACCAGAGAGAGAGAAAUAAGUUAAAGGACACUCUUCUCAAUCCUCUUAUUUUUUCAAAAGACAUGAGGCUUUUCAAAGACAAAAUGGGGAAAGCAUCUGUUUUAUAAAUGUCUACCUUGAGAAAGUGUUUGGGUCAUGCAGCUACUUAGGAGUGAAACACAUCUUAAUCAAUAAUGAUGCUUUCACCCAUGAUACAUUAAGGGCUUCCCACUCAGCACGAGUGGGAUUCAACCUCUUCUGGAGGAGUCGCACUCUCUCUGAAAUAUCCAUCAUUGUCAUUAGAGGCUCAAGUAUCCUCAUUUUAGGCUAGUAUCCUGGCUUGAAGCCUAUUUAGGGAUGGAUACCUGUCACCAUGCAUGAUUUGGUAAUGGCUUGGAUUGCUGUAAUGUAUUAUAUGAAACUUCGGCUGGUGCAAAAUAUGGCAGUGAGCAUGUUACCUGUGAGCAGGCACGAUGAAUGCAACUCACUGGUCCUUUCUUUCCUGCGCUUGCUUCAGAUUCAUUUCUGGGCCUAGUUUAUGUGCCGGUUUGGACCUAUAAAGCCCUGCACUGUGUGGGAACUUAGUACUUCCUGUAUGUACCUACCUGUAGUGCAAAGACCCUUCUGUAUCCUCUCUCAAUCUGAAGCUCAGAGGAUGGACACAAAAAAGAAGGCAUUUUGAUGAUGGCCUUACAACUCUGAAAUGCUCUCUCUAGAGAAGUUUGGCUGGUACCCGCAUUAACGUCUUUUUGAUGCUGUGUUAAAUCCUGUGCUACUGUUGGUGGUUUUAGUGUACAUAGGUAUUUGAGAGCCGUUUUAUCUUUGUACUUUCUAUAUAGUAUUGUUUGCUGGCUUUAUUGUGCCAGUUUUACAUUCGGGUAUUUAUGUUGACUGUGCUUUUAUUAUAGUGGGUUUUUAUGCUCCUCCUGGAUAAAUUAUUUUAUGAGAAGUCUUCUAAAUAGAAUAAAUAAACUUGAAAGCAAGUCCCACUGAGUUCAGUGGGAAUUUUUCUCAAGAAAGUGUGUGCAUAAUUGCAGCCUAAGUCCUUUUUAACAGUUACUAAACCAAACAAAACUAGGGCAUUUGUCUCCUGUUGGUUCUUCAAUUAUUAUUCUCACUUCCUCCUAGGUAACAUUGGCAUUCAAAAAGACAAUGUUCAUUCUUUUUGAGUAGUUCUCCUUCCAUAUUGAUUCCUUUGUAUGCUCAAAGAGGUAGAAUUCCAGCUGUUUUUCCUUCACUUGUUUAGCAGUCUGUACCAGCAUUUUCCCUGGCUUGUCUCUACAUCCCAGAUAUUUUUUGUGUUGUGCAUGCCAAAUACUAGGUUAGCUAUUGCCUUCAGUCCCCAAACACAGAAAUGCAAUGGGGAAAUAAGGUGCAGGUGUUCUGCUGGCUGGUAAAAACCUAACUCCUCACGCAGACAUUUCCGGGCACUGAUCAUUUAUACCACUACUGAACUUUGGAUAUGUUUGUAUAUCGCUGCAUUGUGUUGAUUUUAUUUUGUUAACAACCUUGGUAUUUGCAAUGGAAACACAUUCUAUAAAUGAUCUUAAAUAAAAUAGCAUCUUGUUAAUAUAACUUGACAAGUAUUGUCAGGUUUAAAAUACAUUUCCCCCUUUUUAAUUAUAGAUGGGCCAAGCUACGGAUCAACAUGGUUCCAGCCACAAUAAUCUGUGAGCCGAUAUCGGAGUGCUUUGUUGCAAGCUUGAUAAUUGGAUGGGCAGUUCACCAUGUGUUCAGAUGGGAUAUAAUGGUGUUUUUUAUGUGUCACUGUUUGGCAUGGUUUAUAUUUGACUACAUUCAACUCAGGGGUGUCCAGGUAGGUUGUAUUGAUCAGAGCAUUAUAUUUAACAUGUGUACUGUUCUAAAUUAACUGAAAUGAUUGACGUAACUUUUAAAAAAUGUGUUAGAACUUUUUCAUCCUGGUUAGAAGACGUAUUGUAAAUAGCUGUGUAUAGAGGUAAUGAGAGCUGUAGUCUGACAUCACUUGGAGGAAACUGCACUGACAGCCUCUUAUGUAAUUAAUGCUUUCACUGAAUGAAUUGGCUGGCUGACCAAACGGUAUGCUCAUUAGACAGGCAAGAGUAUAUUUAAACUUCAAGAGUGAUAAAUUAAUUUGCUGGCAGGCCUCACUGAAAAAAUGUUGAAAGCAUAAUACCUGCUUCAACUAUGCCAAUACCCCUCUGGGAUGUUAGUUCUGACACAAUUUUGUGAAGCUUCAUGUCUUUUUCAGCUACUUUCUCUCUGCUUUAUAUAUUACUUGACUAGAAAACCUGCACAGGCACCUGUUGUCUUCAUCUUCAGCUAACAAUAGAAGGAUUAGCUGCUCUGAGUAGCCAUAGUCCUGCUACUUCUGAAUACAUGCAGAAGGUCCCAAAUCCAGGUUUUUUUUUAUCACCAAUUGAGAGGAAUCUCUGGUAGCAGGAUUGAAAGACUAGUAUUUAGCAUUUUGAAGACCUUCUCAACUCAGAGUGAACAGUUCUGAACUAGAAAAACCAAUAGUUUAUUCCUAAGGAGAAUCAGUAAGCAUCAAUUAUGAAAUGCAUGUAUGCCCUUGGAAAGAUUCCUUAUCAAAUUGAGUUUAGCCUGAUUUGCAUGUCAUGCUCAGUCAAACCAUAGCUUACUGCAAACAUGUCAGUGUGUGGGAUCUGGGAGAGAAGAUUGCGGCUGCUAUCCUCCGCUGCCGUUGUGUUGCUGUGCUGAUGCCGUUGUGUGUCAUCCAAAUUUAAGCUCAUGGUUUACUGUUCUCCAGAGUAACUAUGAUAUGUAGCCAAAAUUUAUCGUAUGGGUUACGACAUAUAGUUUGUCUGGCAGACAAGUUCAGACAGCAUAAUAAGCCAUGCCAUAACAGUGUGGCAGUAGAAUGGCCAGGGAAGACAGUGUGUCCAAUAUAGGAUGGGGGGGACGGACACCUGGCUUGCUAGUAGUAAAUGUGAAAAGAAUCUAGCAGGCUUAACAUGAGUCAACGGUAUAAUGCAGAAAAAAGCUACUGCUAUUCUAGGCUUCAUCAACAGAAGUCUAGUGUCUAGUGUGGUGUUAAGGGAAUUAAUAGUACCACUCUAUUUUCACUUGGUCAGACCACACCUGGAGCACUGUGUCCAAUUUUGGGCACCACAAUUUAAGAAGGAUAUUGACAAGCUGGAAUGUGUGCAGAGGAGGACAAGCAAGAUAAUCAAGGGUCUGGAAACCUUAUGAGAAAUGGUUGAGGGAGUUUGGUAUGUUUGGCCUGGGAAAGUGGAAUCUGAGAAGAGAGAUGAUAGCAUCUUCAGAUAUCUCAAGGGCUAUCACAUGGAAGAUGGAGCAAACUUGUUUUCUCCACCCUGGAGGCUAGGACCCGAUCCAAUUGAUUCCAGUUAAAAGAAAGGAGAUUCUGACUAAACAUCAGGAAGAACCUUCUCAUAGUAAUAGCUAUUUGACAGCAGAAUGGUCUCCUUCGGGAGGCGGUGGUCUCUGAUUUUUAAGCAGAGGUUGGAUGCCCAUCUGUCAUGGAUGCUUUUGUUGAGAUUCUUACAUUGCACUAGAUGACCCUCUGGGUCCCUUCCAACUCUACAGUUCUGUGAUUCUAUUAUUGUAGUCUCCUCUUCUAGAGCCCAUGUGUUCACACUGUGCCGUGGUUUGGCUUAGUGUGAUGCGUGAACUAGCCUAUGUUUCUCAAGUGUUAGCUUGGGUUUUGCAUGGAAUAGUGGCACCAUAGUGUUGCAGAGCUAAAGAGCAAUUGCUUAAGUUUUUCUAUGUUAAAGUAAUGUUAUUUUUGAUUAAGUUAUGCUCAUUAAAUAAUUAUUUAUUUUAGUUGUUGGCAUCAUCACUAAAUGUGAACAUCUGUUUUGUCUAUUCCCCAGGGCGGUGCUCUGUGUUUUUCAAAACUUGACUAUGCAGUGGCAUGGUUCAUCAGAGAGUCUAUGACGAUAUACAUUUUCCUAUCGGCCUUGUGGGAUCCUACUAUUAGCUGGAGGACAGGACGCUACAGAUUACGCUGUGGGGGCACAGCAGAGGAAAUUCUGGAUGUAUAGCCACAGCUUUGUGACUGUGUAUUUCGAGAAAAGAAAACGGAGAAAAAAAGAAAGUAUUAUAAAUUAUGUUUAUAUAAAAUGCUUUUAAAAAAUCUACCUUCAAUAGUUUUAUUACCUGUAUGUUUUCAUAUCUGUUCUUUAAUUUAUUUUGCAUGGCACUUGCAUCUGUGAAAAAGUACAUCUGUAGUCUUGGCCAAAUGGUAUCUUGUUUUUAUGUACAAAAUCAAAUCAAGAGAAUUGGUUUCAGGAUUCAUUUUUCUUGGGAAUGUUCUGCAGCAAGUUCUAAAGACAGUAUCCUUCAGUAUAGUAAAAGCUUUGUUAAUCAAAGGACAUAAUCCACUGGGAAUAAGUUCUACACUAGUCCCCUGGAAAUGAAAGGGAGUUGUGCAAGAGCGCAGCUAUGACUCUGUCCCCAAGGGCCUUCUGGCCACUGGAUUUUAUCCACUGAAAGGCUAGCAGCAUUUUUAUUUAAGUGCAGUUAGCUUUGGGAAGCACAAGUGGCGGGGCACAAGGAGAGAAGCCUUUUAGAUGAUCUAUGCCUACCUCUUGUAGUUGCUGCGGAGCAAGUAUAAAUAGGUAACUAGGCCUUACAAGUUGAAGCUGGAAAUUUGUAUCUAUGUGUGUGUAUGUAUUUAGAUAUAUAUAUGAAACAACUUUGGUCUCGCCGCAAUGAGCCAAAAGUGGACAGAGUUUGAUGUUGUGGGUGGGAUGAAUUAAUGGUUAGCUAUGCCUAGAGGGCAUUUUUUGGCCAACUCUAAUCGGUUCUGUCUUGAACCAUUUUAAAUCACUGUGCUGUAAUUAGCCAAGCUAAUCUCCUUCAUUCCCAUUUUGACUUUUUUAAAAGGGUGGGGUUUUUUUGUGUUUUUUGUGUGUGUGAGUGAACGUUUGAUAGUUAUGGGGAGAGGGGGAAUGCAUUUCAGAAACAUUUCACAUACGAGCUAUUUUCUUACACACUGUGUCUUCUUAAGAAUGUAAUUUCAUGAUGCAGGUAUUUAGUAUCUUUUUUUAAGUGGGCAUAGGUCUCUCUCUUACACUAGUCAUCCUUAAAUCUCUGAUUGCAAUAGAUACUUGUCAGUAUAUUAAAAUGCAAGAUGAGUUUGCUGUUACUGAUAUGGAAUGGUAAGCUUUAACUAUCAAACUAGGUCCGCUCUAGGCUUUUUUUCUUCCUUUAGUUAAUCUGGUCUCUCAGUUGGGUUUUUUAUAUUCAAGUUGUAACAACUGAAAAGACUAGGUUAUAAGCAAGUUGUAAAUGCAUGCUGUCUCUUACCCUGUUUCCUCCUGUUGGCUUGUUUUUCACUGUGGGGUAGCUGUUAAUGUGGUGAACUGGACUUGUUUAAAACAGACUCUGGUUGCAAAGCAAAAUGGAGAGGGGCACAACAUAAGCCUUUGUUUUCUUUUUAUAACCGUAUUUAUGUUGCUUUUUCCUCCAAAUGGGCAUGGCAUGCUGUCACCAUAAAAGUAUGUGUAUUCCAGUAUGGCAGCUUUAAAUCCUAAGUUUUGGUACUUCUGUGACAAAGAGCUUACUCUGUAGCAUAUUAGCAAUAACUCUGAGCAUUUAUAGAAGUACAUUUUUUCCAGUUUACUGAGCCAGUCCAUUUAAUUGUCCUGUACACACACCGUGUAAUAUAAUAAUGUGCGUGUGUGAACGCGCAUGUUUGUGUGUAGACAGAUCCUAUGAAACAUUCCCUAGACCAAAACCUUUCAUCCUGCAUUCUCUUUAUUUGCCUUAUGACAUUACAGAAUAUGUUUUGAAGGGCAUCUUAUUUCCACAAACAGAGGCUUUUUAAUGUGUGUUCCAUUAUUUACAUGUGAAUUGGGAAGAAAUUCCCGAGGAAGGCUGCACACAGCAAACUAGUCUGGUUAUGACCCACUCAAGUUGCGUUUUUGUCAUCUUCAUUGUUUUAUCACUGUUGUCUUGAUUAAUUUUGCUUAUAAUGUUUGUGUGGGGUUAUUUUGUGUGAAGUUUGGUUGAUGCCAUCCAUUAUACUGCUAAAGUGAAGCUUAGCUGGUCUAGCUUGAUGCUAAUCACCAUGUCAGCAGUGUAACAGAAAAACCAAAAAGGCCUGACAGACUUCAGUGUGUGUGUGUGCGUGUGUGUUGUCACUAUGAAGAAUUGUGUCAAAUAGGUGUGUGUGUGUGUAUAUGUGUGUUUGCAUUAGUGAAACCUUUAUAAUUAAAGGAAACUGAUGCUUCACUCAGAUGAACAACUUGAUUUCUUAUAUAAGAAAUCCGGGUUGAUUAUGAAAUGGAAAUACUUUGGAAAAUAUUGUAGUACGGCACUGUGACAGAACAGAGCAACGGUUCACAAUGGCUAAUUUAAACUGUCUGUCAACAUGUUAAGAAUACCAUGUUUAUUUAAAAUCAUUGUCUUGUUUUUUGUUUAAAAAUAAAUUUUGAAUACAAUCAAAUGUUUUGAGAAAGUAAAUCUAUUUAUCGCCUUUCUCUCUCUCCAUUACAUCCUUUUAAAUGCAUUUCAUAUACAACGUGUGUGUGACUGUUUCAUUAGAAGACCAAAAUCUAGUGUCUCCUCCCCCCCCCCCGCCAAUCUUGUAUCAUUUACAUUGUUCUGUAAAAUGCACUCCGGAUAAUUACAUUUUCUGAUAUCAAAUUAGGGUUUUUAAUAUCCAUUCACAAGGAGUUUGUCUCUAAAACUUCAAAGUUCCUUAGAAGCCCAACAAGCUGGAAACCUGUAAAUACGUCACUACAAGCGUCUUGCACUCUGGGAGUUUCACUGAAUACACUUGUUUCCCAUCUCAUCUGCAGAAUGGGUGGACCCCUGUAGCUUUGCUACAGAAACAUGAUUUAUUGUUCUUACACCAUGUUGUUCAGUAGUUUAGUCGUGUCCGACUCUUCGUGACCCCAUGGACCAGAGCACACCAGGCAGUCUUCCACUGCCUCCUGCAGUUUGGUCAAACUCAUGCUGGUAGCUUCGAGAACACUAUCCAACCAUCUCGUCCUCUGUCAUCCCCUUCUCCUUGUGCCCUCCAUCUUUCCCAACAUCAGGGUCUUUUCCAGGGAGUCUUCUCUUCUCAUGAGGUGGCCAAAGUAUUGGAGCCUCAGCUUCAGGAUCUGUCCUUCCAGUGAGCACUCAGGGCUGAUUUCCUUCAGAAUGGAUACGUUUGAUCAUCUUACACCAUACUAACACUUGAAUACCUUGUCUGGGAGAUGUAUUUCAAUUGGCACACCUUCAAUUAUUUAAUUUGAUUUGUUAUAUUUAAAUAUAUAUCUGCACUUAAUUGGGAUUCAUAGUGGAUAUUUUUCACGAUUGUACCUUUUUCAAUUGCUUGUGUGCGUUCGUGUGAGCUCCUGUUCUAAUUCUGUGCCCUUCCAUAGUUUGGCAUUUAUCUACGUUCUGAUUUAAGCAUCAGAUGAAAUGCUGUGGGGUUUUAUGUUGUUGCAUCUCAAGGAAGUAGCAGCAUAACUGAGGUUUCAAAGGAGCAAACAUGUAUUAUCUUUACAAGUCCAUGAUGCAGAGAUAAGGGCUGAAGAACAUAUGGUUAUCUUUAAAGGGGGGGGGGAUGGUUUGCGGAGGGUGCAAAACAUUCUACUAAGAUUUGCCACAAAGAGAAGAGUGUAAGCCUGCCGGCAGGGUCCUGUAGUUUUUAUUAAUUUUUGGUUGUACACAGCACCUAGAGGCCUGUUAGGUAAUUUCUAAAUAAAGUACGAUGACACCUUGCUUAAAGCCACUCAAUGACUGCUGUGGUUGAAUUGGUAUUUGAAUAUCCAGUCAUCUUCCUUUUAUGGAGCUAUGCUAGGGAGAAAGGUGACUGGGAAAGAUAUAAAAUGAACGACAGUUCACUAGCUUUUG